Molecule: messenger RNA, 783 nt
Organism: Glarea lozoyensis ATCC 20868
Lineage: Eukaryota; Fungi; Ascomycota; Leotiomycetes; Helotiales; Helotiaceae
Exons: 2
Coding region: 1-783 (260 amino acids)
Source: RefSeq, a predicted model, not a curated record
AUGUCCUACCUAGUUCCCUCCUCCCUCCGCUCAGUCUUCUACGCCCCCUCCUCACCACCCACCCCCCUCUCUCCCUGCUACCACCUCCCCUGCUUCGGCCAACCAACUUGCAUCAAAUCCCUCCCCUCCGGCGCCUCCCUCCUCGAACCCCCAGAAAUGCCCACCCCAGCCACCAGCAUCUUCGCACGCAUCCGCUCCAUGCCCAUCGCCUCGGCCAAAUACUCAACCUCCAAACCCUUCUCCGUCAUCGCCGAAGAACCAGAUACCCAAACCUGCACCCAUCCCGCGUGUUCCGGUAUGAAAGGGUUAGAUGUGGCCGAAGAUGUGUUCCUCUGGGACGCAACGCUCGGAUGGGCGAUGCGGAUGCGGUGUCAGACGUGUAGAAGGGAUCGCUGUGAUAGGUGUGAGGUGAAAACCUUUGAGGAUGUGAGCUUUAUGGGGGAGAAGUUGACGGUUAGGAGUGAGGUUGUGGUUGUGUGUUGGCCGUGUAGACAUGGGUUUUGUAAGGGGUGGAGGAUUAGUUUUGUGGUUAGGUGUAGGGGGUGCGGGCAUGGCGUCUGUGGGGAGUGUGAGCUUGGUGAAUGGGAGGUGGGGUGUUGUAGGAGGGGGACGCAUGGGGUGAGUGUUGGGCGGGAAGGGGAUGAGGGGGUGGGGAAAGUUGUGGAGGGUGAAGUGAAGGAGAGUGAAGUGAUGGAGGGUAGUCAGAGUGUGGAGGUGGAAAAUAGUAAUCAGGAGGUAGUGGAUGUUGGCAAGGUGAUAGAACCUGGGGCUGGAUCUGAAUGA